AAAUCCCAACUCUGCAGCCUCCCACUGCAAGCAACACAGAUUCUCCCCUUCUGAACAACUUUCCGAUAAUUUUGUUUGUCUCCGACCGGAAGAAGAUGGAUUCGACGGCGGUGCUCUUUAACCAGCUCAAGACUGCUCAACCGUUUUUCUUGUUAGCUGGUCCGAACGUGAUCGAAUCUGAAGAACACAUUCUCCGGAUGGCCAAACACAUUAAGACCGUCACUGAUAAACUUGGUUUGCCUUUGGUUUUCAAGUCAAGUUUUGACAAAGCUAAUAGGACAUCCUCCAAAUCAUUUCGAGGUCCAGGAAUGAUGGAAGGGUUGAAGAUCCUUGAGAAAGUAAAGGUAGCUUAUGACCUCCCCAUUAUAACAGAUGUGCAUGAAACUAUUCAGUGUGAACCAGUUGGCAGAGUUGCUGAUAUCAUUCAGAUUCCAGCAUUCUUAUGUCGUCAGACAGAUCUUCUAGUUGCAGCAGCCAAGACUGGAAAAAUUAUCAAUAUCAAGAAAGGUCAAUUUUGUGCUCCUUCUGUCAUGGCAAACUCUGCUGAGAAGAUCAGAUUGGCUGGAAACCCACAUGUGAUGGUCUGUGAGAGAGGCACUAUGUUUGGCUAUAAUGAUUUGAUUGUUGAUCCACGAAAUUUGGAAUGGAUAAGAGAAGCUAAUUGCCCAGUUGUAGCAGAUGUAACACACUCGUUACAACAGCCAGCUGGAAAAAAGUUGGAUGGUGGAGGUGUUGCUAGUGGAGGUCUUCGUGAACUAAUACCAUGCAUUGCAAGGACAGCUGUUGCUGUUGGAGUGGAUGGAAUUUUCAUGGAGGUUCAUGAUGAUCCUCUAAAUGCACCAGUUGAUGGUCCAACACAAUGGCCUCUUCGUAACUUGGAGGAAUUGCUAGAAGAGUUGAUGGCAAUAGCUAGGGUAACCAAGGGGAAGCAAAAAUUCAACAUAGAUCUCACACCAUUUCGUGAUUAGAAGAUUCCCAGACUUUUCUAAUAGGGUGUUUGUCCCAAAUUCUAGUGCGUUCCAGUAAUUGCAAGCUUCGGCCACCAUCAAUGUUAUCCUUGGUAGCCGGCACAAUUAGACCCUGCCAUAGCCCCUCGAAGCUGAAGUUAUUUAUGUAAAACUAAAAGCAACUUAUUUGUAGUAUUGUAUUGAUUGAUCUUGCUAGUUGCUACUGACGGAUGAUAUCAGCUAAUAAACUUGCUUCUAUUGU
This is a messenger RNA of Rubroshorea leprosula, 1209 nucleotides long. NCBI's taxonomy places the organism in Eukaryota, Viridiplantae, Streptophyta, Magnoliopsida, Malvales, Dipterocarpaceae. The record is from the annotation of a GenBank genome assembly.